This is a messenger RNA of Opisthocomus hoazin, 3216 nucleotides long. The record is from RefSeq and is a predicted model, not a curated record. NCBI's taxonomy places the organism in Eukaryota, Metazoa, Chordata, Aves, Opisthocomiformes, Opisthocomidae.
AUGUCUGCUCUCAUCUCAGAUAGUCCUCCAAACCCAAGCUGCAAAAUCAUGACAUUUAGGCCUUCGAUGGAUGAAUUCAGGGAUUUCAACAAAUACUUAGCGUACAUGGAAUCACAAGGUGCUCAUAGGGCUGGAGUUGCAAAGGUUAUCCCACCGAAGGAGUGGAAGCCAAGAAAACAUUAUGAUGAUAUUGAAGAUUUGGUGAUUCCUGCUCCAAUUCAGCAGAUGGUCACUGGCCAGUCGGGGCUCUUCACACAGUACAACAUUCAGAAAAAGCCAAUGACAGUGAAGGAGUUCAAGCAGCUGGCUAACAGUGACAAAUACUGCACCCCAAGAUGCGUAGACUAUGAAGAUCUGGAGCGUAAAUACUGGAAGAACUUGACUUUUGUGGCACCAAUUUAUGGAGCAGAUAUCAAUGGGAGCAUUUAUGAUGAAGGUAUUGAGGAAUGGAAUAUUGCCCAUCUUAAUACAAUAUUGGAUGUUGUAGGAGAAGACUGUGGAAUUUCUAUUGAGGGUGUAAAUACGCCAUAUCUGUAUUUUGGCAUGUGGAAAACAACAUUUGCGUGGCACACUGAAGACAUGGAUCUCUACAGUAUCAAUUAUCUCCAUUUUGGGGAGCCGAAGUCAUGGUAUGCUAUUCCUCCAGAGCACGGGAAACGGCUUGAAAGGCUAGCUCAAGGGUUCUUCCCAAGCAGCUGUCAAGGAUGUGAUGCUUUUCUUCGCCAUAAGAUGACUCUGAUUUCUCCAUCAAUAUUGAAAAAGUAUGGAAUUCCUUUUGACAAGGUUACACAAGAGGCAGGAGAAUUUAUGAUCACUUUCCCAUAUGGAUACCAUGCAGGAUUUAACCAUGGUUUUAACUGUGCAGAGUCAACAAACUUUGCCACCAUCCGAUGGAUUGAUUAUGGAAAAGCAGCAAAGUUGUGCACUUGUAGGAGAGACAUGGUGACAAUAUCCAUGGACAUCUUUGUGAGAAAGUUUCAACCAGACAGAUACCAGCUGUGGAAACAAGGCAAGGAUUUAUACACCAUUGAUCAUACAAAACCAACUCCUGAAUCAACACCAGAAGUAAGGACCUGGCUACAGAGAAGAAGGAAAAUAAAGAACUUUCCCAGGUGCUUCCAGCACACCAGAUCUCGAUCUAAAAAGCUUAAAACUCCAGAGGACAACAGAGUAUCUGCUGUGAUAGCUGAUGCAGAAAUCAUAGUGACUGAAGCAGCUGCUGAUGGCUUCAAGGUCACUGAAGAACCUGGAAAAGAAGUGAGACUGGCAAACACAGAAGUGCCUUCUGGGGAAGAAGAAAACAGUAGUAGACUGCAGCUGGAUCAACGUUUAUUGGAUAAUGUGAAGGUUGCAGGAAGCAUCUGUUCAGACUCAAUUUUGAGCCCUGUUCCUGUACUGGGGAAAACAAAAAUGGAAGAUGAGGACAGGUCAGAUUCCAGUCAUCAUCUCUUCACAUCUGAAGAUUCUGUGGCCCACAUGCCCACUUCUGGUAACUGUAUAAAAGAAGAAAGUUUGAAAUCCCAGAAUCAGGCUGUUUCCUCCAUACCGUACCAUAAGCCAGAGGCACAUGCUUCUCAAGCAGAAAACCCAGAUAAACAGGAAAAUGUCUCGACUGAGGAUGAUGUCAGUGACCUAGAAAGCUCUGGAAGUAGCUUGGAACAUGGAGAAGUGCUCGUUGUAAAAAGGGAUGAAGAUGAUGGCAUGGAAACAUCCAGUUCAGUGGAAGUUGAAAGAAAGAAAAUAUCUAAGAGUUGGCGUCAUCCACUAAAUAAACCCCCAGCUAGAUCUCCAAUGACUUUGGUUAAACAGCAGACAACUGGUGAUGAAGAACUGCCUGAGACUACCUUAACUGAAGAGAAAGUUCAAGAGACAGAGACAUGGGCCAGGCCUCUGGUCUACCUUUGGCAGACAAGAGUACCCAACUUCAAUGCUGAAAAAGAAUACAAUGCAGCUUGUGCAAAAAAGGAACCACACUGUGCUAUUUGCACUCUUCUCAUGCCAUACUACAAGCCAGACAAUCAUGAUGAAGAAAGUCCUACUUUCAGGGAAGCAAACUCAGCAGAAACAUUGAUGGCUGAAAAUGAAAAGACUAAACCUCUCCUUCCAGAGAUGUGUUUUAUUUAUAGUGAAGAAAACACUGAAAACUAUCCAUCAAAUGCCUUUAUCGAAGAAAAUGGAACAAGUCUUCUGAUUUCCUGUGCAAAGUGUUGUAUACGGGUUCAUGCAAGUUGCUAUGGUGUUCCUUCUCAUGAAAUCGGUAAUGAAUGGUUGUGUUCUCGAUGCAGAAAAGAAGCCUGGACAGCCGAAUGUUGUCUCUGCAAUUUGAGAGGUGGUGCAUUAAAGCAAACUACUGACAAGAAGUGGGCACAUGUAAUAUGUGCAAUUGCCAUCCCAGAAGUCAGAUUUGGUAAUGUCAGAGAACGUACACCGAUAGACACUAGCAGAAUACCUUUGCAAAGAUUAAAAUUGAAAUGUAUCUUCUGCAGACAGAGAAUUAAGAAAAUCUCUGGUGCCUGCAUUCAGUGUUCAUAUGGACGCUGCCCAGCCUCCUUCCAUGUUACCUGUGCGCAUGCUGCAGGAGUACUGAUGGAACCAGAUGACUGGCCAUAUGUUGUCUACAUCACAUGUUUCAGGCACAAGAUCAACCAAAAUGUGAGAGCUAAAUUAAGUGAGAAGGCCCUUACAGUUGGACAGACAGUCAUCACGAAACAUAGGAAUACACGAUACUACAGUUGCAGAGUCAUAGGGGUGACAUCUCAACUUUUCUAUGAAGUCGUGUUUGAUGAUGGCUCUUUCAGUCUGGAUACUUUUCCUGAAGACAUUGUAAGCAGAGAUUGCCUAAGGCUGGGCCCACCUGCAGAGGGAGAGGUUGUCCAAGUGAAAUGGCCUGAUGGAAAACUGUAUGGUGCAAAGUAUCUGGGAACAAACACAGCUCACAUGUAUCAGGUUGAGUUCGAAGAUGGUUCUCAAAUAGUAAUGAAGAGAGAAGAGAUCUAUACACUAGAUGAAGAGCUUCCGAAGAGAGUGAAAGCACGUUUUUCUACAGCCUCUCACAUGAGAUUCGAAGACACGUUUUGUGGAGCAGAUAUUAUCUUGGGAGAGAAGAAGAGGCAGAGAGUAUUGAGUUCCCGCUUUAAGAAUGAAUAUGUGGAUGAUCCAGGUUACCGCACCUUCUUGAAAAGCUCAUUCCAGAAGAAAUGCCAGAAGGGGCUAUAA